Messenger RNA from Candida dubliniensis CD36, 519 nucleotides. RefSeq lists its product as uncharacterized. The transcript has a single exon. The record is from RefSeq and is a predicted model, not a curated record. NCBI's taxonomy places the organism in Eukaryota, Fungi, Ascomycota, Pichiomycetes, Serinales, Debaryomycetaceae. The coding region runs from base 1 to 519 and encodes 172 amino acids.
AUGUUUUUCACUAUUUUGAUUAUAGCGGUCAUAUUAGUGGCUAUAAUGUUAAUAUUACCUUAUGCAUCUGGUUUAACAAAGAUAGAAAUCGAUAGGUCACAUCAUCAAUCUCUGAAAAAGUCAUCUCCAUUGUCAUCACAAGAACACAAACCUCCACAACAAUAUUAUGGAUAUGUUCCACCAGAUGAGAUACAAGAUUUUGAUGAUCAAACUAAUGAACAGCAUCAUUCUUUAAAAGACAGAGCACAUUUAUUAAAAGAAAAACUUCAAGUCACUGCCGAUGACAUACCACUUAAAAUCAAACUAAACAAACCUGAUAGUAUUAACACCGCUGAUGGUAACAGUAGUGGAUUGAGACAUAGAAAGAGAGAGAAAUUGGACCUUGACAAUAAUCCAAACACUUUUGAUUAUGACAUUGACGAAUUGAUUGCUGAGGAGAAUGAUUUGGCAAGAAAAGAACAACAACAGGAAUUUUAUAAAGACCAAAUAAUCGGUAAAGAAAAAGAAGAAAUGGUUUAA